Molecule: messenger RNA, 5118 nt
Organism: Silurus meridionalis
Lineage: Eukaryota; Metazoa; Chordata; Actinopteri; Siluriformes; Siluridae
Gene: prr33
Product: proline rich 33
Exons: 1
Coding region: 184-3567 (1127 amino acids)
Source: RefSeq, a predicted model, not a curated record
ACAUCUCCUACAAAACAAAAAGUACAUUUUACUCAUGGUUCAUCUCAACUUUUAACAGUCAUUUUACACAUUUUGAAAUACAAUUUAUGUACAUGUCAUACUUAUUUUUGUUAAGUAUAUGCUAAAUAUUUAAAUCAGUAUUUGAGAUAGUAGCAUACAAAUUAUUUUUUCAAUUCAAGCCACAUGGUGGACAUACAUUUACAAUAUAUAAUGUUAAUAUUUUUUUCAUAUCUUUUUCAGGGGGUCGACAAUUAUAUGGCUGUAAAUAUUCGCAAUGUUGCCCAAGCAGGCCUGCUUUCCCAGCAGUACCCACCACCCCUACUUCCUAAACCUGGAAAGGAAAAUGUCAGGCUCCAGAAGUUACUUAAGAAAAGUGCUAAGAAAAAAGCUGCUGCCCAGGCUUCCCAGACACCAGCCCCUUUCCGGUCAAGCCUCUCUCCAGUAAGUGAGGCCAGUCCUGACUUGGAGUACAGUGACCACUCAACCCCACCCAAGACACCAGAAACACCUAUCUAUGGAGCUUCACUGUACCCACGGUUCAACAUCAGGCCACUGUAUCAGCAUUCACUAUCCCCUUACCCUCAUCAGGGCAGCAGUUCUUACAUCCCACCAGCAAGGUUCUCUCCACAGCCUUAUGUUACACCACAACAUUCAGCCACACUAUUUUCAUACACAACUCCUACCACUCCAUUUAUUUCUUCAUAUGCAGCAACGUCUCUAACUGUUACAUCUGUAACUACAACAGCUGAGGUUAUCCAGCCUACUGCUACAAUACCAGUGUAUGUGGCGGUAAAACAAACAAAUAAUGUGCUGGCUACACCUACUUUUAUCAUCUCUAAAGCUGGAAGUCCUCAGCCAUCCUCAAAACCUAUGUUUGAUGUUCCGCAAAUUACAAAUUACACCGCUAAAACAGCAACAUUAAAAAUCUCUCAAUAUGCAUCCUCACCAACAAUGCAAAGGAGUAGAACACCAAUUUCUGAAGUGCUGCGAGCUCCAACACCAACAUUUGAAGUUAGAAGAAUUGUCACACCUACUUCUGAAUUAAAGAGAGAUAAAACACCAACUAGAGAAAUCAGAAGGGUCACAACACCUACAUUUGAAAUUAAAAGAGGUGGAACACCAACACCUGAAAUCAAAAGGGGAGCAACACCAACAUCUGAAAUUAAAAGGGGUGCAACACCAACAUCUGAAAUUAAAAGGGGUGCAACACCAACAUCUGAAAUUAGAAGAGGUGCGACACCAACAUCUGAAAUUAGAAGAGGUGCGACACCAACAUCUGAAAUUAGAAAAAGUGCGACACCAACAUCUGAAAUUAAAAUGGGUACAACACCAACAUCUGAAAUUAAACAAGGUGUGACACCAACAUCUAAAGUUAAAAGUGGUAUAACGCAGAAAACUGAAAUGAUAUGUGAUUCAGCCCCAAUUUCAGAAAUAAAGACUGUGACUACUCCAGCUUUAGAGAUUAAGAAAGAUACAACACCUCUCUUAACCUCAACUUCCGAAAUAAGCGAUGCAACAGUUAUGACUGAGACAAGAAGGGGCAGAACCCUGACAAGGACAAGGACACCAACAUUCGAUCUUUCACCAUCAAAAACUCUAUCAGGGCGACCAAAGACACCAUCAUAUCAUGUUUCACCUGCUAGGACACCUGUUAUAGAAAUUUCAAGACCCAACCCACUUUUAUUUGUUGUCUGUCCUGUGUAUAUAGAGGGCAGAAGAUCCAAAACACCAACUUCAAGUUUAGUUGGGCCAAGUGAUGAAAUUUCUCAAGACAAUGAGCUAGUACAGCAAAUUAAUCUUUUAGAAUCCAUAGAAAAUGGUGAGGUCCAAAUCAAAACAUCUGAAAGUUCAGAAGCUAUACUGUCUUAUGAAAAGCCCACAGAACUAGAGUUGUCAAAGCCAAAGAUCACAGUAAAAGUUGCUAAAAAGACUACAGAGACCACUGAAUCCCAAAGCUCAAUGACCAGUAUAGAUGAAGGUCCUAAACCUCUAACUCCUACAGUUGAAUUUCGAGGUCCCAAAACACCAAGCUCUGAUUUUCCUGAAACCAGUAAACCCUUAUUGGGGCAUCAAAAACAUACUUUACCUUCGUUUGCAGGUCAAAGACCAAGAACACCAACAUCAAAACCCAAAUCAAAAUAUUAUGGUUUAACCCCUGCUGAAUAUGUUGCCUAUGGGGGAAUACAGAGUUAUACACCCGCAUUUAGUUUCUCUAGAGCUAAAUCACCAUCCACUGUAGAACAUAAAUCCCCAGAACAGGUAACACGUGUACCUGCUUCGAAACAGAAACCAGAGAGUCUCAAGGGACCUGUGGAUAAAGUGUCACCAUCCAUAACUGCUGCUAUUGAUAAUGGAAGUCCCGCUGCCCUGAUCGCUGAUGUGUCAAAGGUCGCAAUGCUGAAAGUAGAGGCAGAGCUCAAACUGGAGCAAAGUAUAUCUACAUCAGAGAGAAUGGUAACAGAGGAAAAAGCCACUGGAUUUUCUGAGGUCAAAAUACCAACUAUUGUUGUAUCUAAAGUUGACACACCACCUUCAGAGGCUCUCAUGAAAGUAACCACUAUUCCUGAACCACAAGAAAUUAAGACUCCAAAAGAUGACACUUCUAAACCAAAGACAGUGCCAUCUGUAUCUUUAAAGGAGACUACUAAACCUGAAAGCCAGCCAACACCACCUAUAAAAGCUGUAACGCCUGACCAAAAAGCAGAUAAAAGCGCAAAGCUAACAAAAAUAAGCACAAUUUCACAUAAGAAACCAGAGCCUCGUAUGUCUUUAUUGGAGAGAAUUAAAGGACAAAAAUCUUUAUCUGCCCCUCCAGCUAAGGCUCCUGAAAUACCAGUGACAGAAACAGUAGAAGAUAAGCCUCUGUUCAAGCCAAAGGAUGACCAGAAGGAAAAAGUUCAAACUAGUGAAGAUUUAGCAACACCAAAAGAGAGGAUAUCAAAAGAUGCUAAGCCUGUAGUUGAAAAAGAGGAGGAAAGUAUGCUCCCAACUGCAGAGCCUCUCCUAAAAGCCUUUCAGAAACCAAAAGGUAUGAAGUCAAAACUCAGUGGCUGGUCUCGACUCAAGAAACACAUGGUGGUGGAGGUAGAGGAACCAAAGUUUCCUGUUUACGAACUAGAACUGAAGAAAGAUGCCCUUGAUGGAACUGCUCAGGAAACUACUAAGCAGGAAAAUCAAGGCAAAGAAACAGAUAAGACUAAUGAAAAAGAGGGUAAAGAUCCCCCUAGGGCAGCAAAAAUGUGGGAUGCUGUCCUAUUCCAAAUGUUUGCAACCAAAGAGAGUAUCAUGCAACAGAUUGAAGCCAACAAAUCUGAGGAGCAAAAGGAUGAAGAGGCUAAAUCAAGUGAAACAAAAGAAAUUCCUUCAUUUGCACAUCGCCUUCCUGUUCUCCUUUACAGUCCUCGAUUUGAUGCCAGGAGACUGAAAGAGGCAGCUUCUCGACCAGUGGCAAAAAUUGCAACAGUGUUUGAAAUGGGUCUCAUAGGCCGCAAAAACAAAGACGAAGAACCAAAAGACUUUAACAGAACAGCUAGAGGAUUCUCUACUACAAAAACUACUGCUGUCUAGGUGAUAAAUAACAGUGAUUUCAGUAAUUGUGUACAGUUCUAUAACAAUCUAACUAUACCAAAGUUGAAAUUAAGUAAAAAGCAAAUAUAAGGUGUUUGUAUGAAUUACAAAUAGGAAUUAUGGAAAAAAAGCAUAUUGCUUUUCCUUACUCAAAUCAUAUUAUUCUAACAGAGAGAUUCAAGAUGUGGUAAAAAAAAAAUAUUGAAUCUUCUGAGCUUCUUCAUUUUAUAAGUUGUGUCCAGUGUCAUUCUGAAAUGGCUGAAUGACAUGAGAUAUUCGCACAAUCUACUCACAAAGUAAUCAAAAUUUAAAGGAAGUUUUGUGAAGAGUGUAAAUCUGAAUUAUGGGCAUCAUAAUUCAUCAAUUUAUCUCUGAAACAUUCACCUGUAGCUUAAACAUACACUACACUCAAUGCCCACUGUAUUAGGAACACCUUUAUACCUGCUCUGUCAUGCAGUUAUCCAGAUUCCAGUUCUUGCCUGACAUCAGUGGACCUGAGAUAUGGUCUGCUGUUGUAUACCAUCAUCCUUAAUUUUCAAAGUGUUUUAUAAAAUGCUUUCUGCUCUGUUCUGAUGUAUCUCACCAGAAAGUCAUUUCUGCUUUUUACUGGAGAGUCUAAACUCUAGAGAAAAGGCAAUCAGCAUUUUAUGAAAUACUCAAACCACUCCGCCUCAUUCUGAUGUUUGGUGUGAACAGUACAUUUAGCAAUUGACUUUUAGUGCAAUUUUAGUUGCAGUGCAAUAAAGUGCUGGCACAUAAAUGGCAAAUUGGAUGAUAGCAGGAAUGAGCAAAUGUACAGAUGUUCCUAAUAAAGAGGCUGGUGAUUGUGUUUUACAUUUAGUGUAUUCAAAAUGGUGCUUUUUUUUAAUUUUCUCCUUCUCUUCUCUUCUCUUCUCUUCUCUUCUCUUCUCUUCUCUUCUCUUCACUGUUCACUCUUAUUUUAUCUGCUGCUUUGUAUGGCAAAGCCUGUGAGACAAAGGUCUGAUUGUAUGUUCAGAAAAGGAACAGUAUUUACAGGGUGUUUGAAUGUUGUAGUUGGAUGAAUAGGUGGAAUGAGGGCAACCGAGAGAAAACAGGCACUUGGAAAUGAAUGAAAAAGUGUGAAUGCAAAAAAGAAAGAAAACAGCCUGAAUAUACCACGGAUCUCACAUGAAAAUGAUGACCAGAGCAGGUCUUCAUGAAGCUGUUUACAACUAAAGUGUGACAGGCAGCUUAACUUGAAAAUGUGUUAUAUGAUGCAGAAGUAUAUAUGGUCAGCUGUUAUGCAUGGCUAUUUGGUUUUGAUUGUUCCGCUACAGUUAUGUUGAAAUUAGGUGUUAACUGUCCAUGGCAUAUAUUUAAUUAUUUGCCCUUUUGUUGUAAAUGUGAGUCUGUGUGUAUAUCUGGAUGUUUGUUUGAAUGUCUGUCUGUCUGUCUGUCUGUCUGUCAUUAAAAAUCAGAAUGGGUACACUGUAUGGGCAGUGAAAUGUGAUCUGUAUACAACUUAGCACUUUAAGGUGCUGGAUUAAAUGUUUUAUAUAUUGUUUUUCUAAUAAAAUUUGCUAAUUUGGA